Messenger RNA from Histoplasma mississippiense, 822 nucleotides. RefSeq lists its product as hypothetical. Gene Ontology annotation, cellular component: membrane. Lineage: Eukaryota; Fungi; Ascomycota; Eurotiomycetes; Onygenales; Ajellomycetaceae. Bases 1 to 822 code for a protein of 273 amino acids. The transcript has 3 exons. Gene Ontology annotation, biological process: vesicle-mediated transport. The record is from RefSeq and is a predicted model, not a curated record.
AUGGAGCCUCUUUGCCUCCGCAACCUUCUGCUGCCUCAUGCGAUAAAGGGACAUGGUAAACAGGCCUGCUCCAACGGAGGCAACCAUAGCGUAACAACAAAAAGGGAGAACCCGACGAAGCCCGGCGUGAGGACCUACGUAAACAGUUGCUGUCGAGGGCCGCGGGGUGGUGGGGGAGGGCGAGUGGCCAUUCUUAUGCACGACUGUUGGGUGUUAUACCUGUUGACAACCACGGUGCGGGUAUGGGCAACAAAACAGAUUAUUUAUGCCGGGUCUGUGACGCCAAGAAAGGAUCGAUUUCACGUGGUUGAAGGAGCGGAAGAGUUUCAAGCCGACUCUCCCUCGGCUGCAGGUGAAAAUGGCGAACUCACCUCGCACGCCCCGCUCAGCUACCUAGUCGUUGCCACCGCAGAACUAGGUCGACGCAUCCCCUUCGCCUUCCUCCUCGAGAUCCGUCGCAAAUUCCUCACAACCUACAACCCAGAGAGCACCGACUUUAGCUCCCUGCCCCCCUACGGCUGUGCAGCCUUCAACACACACCUCCGCGAGCUGCUGCAGACCUACAACACUGCCCCGCCAGCAGACUCGCUUGCCUCUGCGCGCAAGGAGAUCGAUAGCGUACGUGGAAUUAUGACGGAGAACAUCGAGCGGGUGCUGGAGCGUGGGGAGCGGAUUGAUUUGUUGGUUGAUAAGACAGAUCGUCUGGGGGGCAGCGCGCGGGAUUUCCGUGUUCGGAGUCGUGGAUUGAGGCGGCAGAUGUGGUGGAAGAAUGUUAAAGUGAUGGCCUUGUUGGUCGUCGUCGUUGUGUUUUUGAUCUGUUGA